This is a messenger RNA of Westerdykella ornata, 2495 nucleotides long. RefSeq lists its product as uncharacterized. The transcript is spliced from 2 exons. Bases 414 to 2495 code for a protein of 693 amino acids. The record is from RefSeq and is a predicted model, not a curated record. NCBI's taxonomy places the organism in Eukaryota, Fungi, Ascomycota, Dothideomycetes, Pleosporales, Sporormiaceae.
CUGAGUAAGAAACCAAGAAAACGCCCGGCGGAUCUGCCAAUCUGGGAAUCUCGGGACACAGGCCGCAGCACAGCCGCAAGAUGCGCUUGCAUCCAUCGCCUUUUCUAGGCGCGCCCCACUACUACUGCUGGGACCCCUUUUCGCGCUCCGUCAGGCACGACGCCUCUACCUUCACCGCCAAGGACCUAUUGCCCCGCCGACUCAGUGCGCGUUUGGAUGCCUCUAUCAGGCCGAAGGACCGGGAGCGUCGCAGUUACUUUUCCUACCUCUACCUUCCUUCCUCCUGCAUCCCACGCAUCAUCGUACCUUCUCCGACUAGCUACGCGCUAAGGCUCCAAGCUUUGAAGACCGUUCUUGCUUGAUGUCCUCCCACCGUCUCUCCUCCUCCUUCACUCCGUCUCCCUUCCCCCGGAAUGGGCCCCGAGCCUAGUUUCAAGCCGGGCCAUGGCACAUACACGUCGCUUUCACCCUUCUGGAACCCCUCACGCCGCUCGCGCUUCCUCUGGACCCUAUGCGCCGGAACGUCCCUCUUGACGUCCAAGUACCUCUUCAUCAACGCCCACCUCAACUACCCCGUCCAUAUCCACCUCCUCCAGCUGAGUCCCCUAGCUGUCUACACCACAUUGAAUUACCGAGCGCGGCGGAGACGGGAUCAAACCGCGUCACAGUCGUCGACGAAACCAUCAUGGACUUAUCUGACGUUUCUCGCUGCACUCAUGACACUGGCUGUUGUCAGCACUUUGCAAGCCAUACUCCACUUUCCGAACAUAACGGCUUUCGUCAUGCUCUCCAUCGUUGCUUGCCUCGUUGAGCUGUUACUUUCCCUCCUCGGCAGUCCAUCGUCUCGCCCGCACGACUAUGUAUGGCUAGGCCUCUCUCUUCCCGGUUGUUGUGCGAUACUCGCCGGAGACUAUAGGCUCACGGUCAAGGGGCUCGAAUCCGCUAUCCCCGCCGUCCUCCUUACCGGCACGGCGAGAGCCAUGUAUUCGAGGAGCGCCGCUAGAAUCGCAUCGAAGGAAAGCGACGUUCGCAGAUUCAAUAUGGUGUUUUGCUGCACCAGCUUCGUGGUUACCGGACUCUGGCUGAUUUUCUUCACCAGUACCACUCUGGGAAUGAUGUUGGAGGUGUUCCGUUGGAAGUAUAUGUUGGUUCUGAUACUGAAUGUCAUGGCUACCUCUACGGCUCUGGCCAUGGGAAGAUCGAUUCUGCUCCCGUCUUUGCCUUCGGAGCACCGCAUGCCCGUUAUCAACCGCUCGGAGCCCCGUGUUCGCGAUAUUGUCACCAUAGUCGUCUUGACUGCGGCAGCGGGAUUGUACUCGUCCUUUACGAUCCGGCGCUCGUAUACUACGUAUGUCCAGGUUAUUGCGUUCGUUGUGGCGAUUCUAUGUUGCGGCGGAAGAGCUUUCAAGGAAACCCUCCUCGUUCAGGAACGGAAUGCUGUGGCGCACGCAAAGAUGGACAACUCGUUCAGAUUCGAUCCUGUCGACUGUGAAGGCGGAACGUCGUCAGACGACUCGGACUGGUCCAGUGAAAUCGAGAUUAUAAUGAGUGACGAGAAGCCAGUAUGGUACUCCUCCUUAAGGACAGUCGCAAUAGCAGUGCUGGUCCUGUGGGUGUUGUUCCUUGGUAUCAAUUUCACCGACACAGUCCUCUCGUUCCCCACCAUGGCCAGAAUGCGAGGAGAGAAACCGAUCCUCGACCGUGGAUACCAUUCCCCCGUCACCAACGAGAUUGUCAUCAGCAUGCACAAGGAACCCAUCGCCGAUGUCCGGAAACUAAUCACCACCCUCCGCAAGAUGCAGGGUCUGUCAGGGGCACGCGUGUGGAUCUACGUUAAGGACGAAGACGCAAACGUCGACAACAUCAAGACGCUCACCAAGGCCAACAAAGUCACCAUACUCCCCAACGUCGGACGCGAGGGCGAGACGUACCUGAACCACAUCCUCACGCAGUGGGACUCGCUCGCGCAGCAAACCUUCUUCCUCCAAGCCGACGUCCACAACCCGCGCGAAUUCUACCCCAGGGUCCGAAACUACUACAUCCCCGGACGAACCGGUAUGCUCAACCUCGGCUGGAGCGGAAACCUGUGCGAUUGCCAUAGCUGCGCCGACCAAUUCGGCUUCUACGACCAUACGCACCUGUUCCCGGCCGUCCACGCGAAGAUCACAAACUCCUCGACCGAGUGCUCCGACGUGCUCCUCAGCUACAAAGGCCAGUUCGUCGUGUCGGCGUCGCGGAUCCGCGGUGUGCCCAGGUCCGUUUACGAGGAGCUGCGCGAUGCUCUUGUAGACCCGGAGAGCUGGGCGCACCAGCCCGAGUUUCUGCGGGGGCAGCAGGAUAGCAUGGACAAGCCGGCGUUUGGCUAUGUGCUGGAGCGCAUGUGGAAUCUGCUGUUCCAGUGCAGCAAGGCGCAUGUGGCGUGGAAGUGUCCGACGCUGGUGAGCGGGUGGCGGAUUGGGGGCAAUGUGGCGGAUUGUCAGUGUUUUGAUGGGUGA